Molecule: messenger RNA, 1390 nt
Organism: Megalopta genalis
Lineage: Eukaryota; Metazoa; Arthropoda; Insecta; Hymenoptera; Halictidae
Gene: CycH
Product: cyclin H
Biological process (GO): regulation of transcription by RNA polymerase II; DNA-templated transcription
Cellular component (GO): transcription factor TFIIK complex
Molecular function (GO): cyclin-dependent protein serine/threonine kinase regulator activity
Source: RefSeq, a predicted model, not a curated record
UAUUGUUCCUCGCAGGCCGCCAUUCCAUUUUGCCGCGUUCUUUCGCGGUCGAGUUAGUUCGAAUGAAAGUUUGAAUAUUUCCGUGUGCAUUCGUCAAGAAUCCAACGAAAAUGUUUCCGCAAAGCUCUCAAAAGAAGUACUGGAUGUUUUGCGAUGAAAAUGACUUGACAACACUACGCGAGAGAACAAAUACUGAGUUUAUUGAGAGGCAUGGGGCGAACAUGAUGGCGGAAGAAAGAGAAGAACAUUUUCUAUCGUCUACUGAGGAACGUACCCUGGUUCGGUUCUAUGAGUUGCAAUUGAGGGACUUCUGUCGACGGUUCAGUCCACCAAUGCCAAGGGCAACCAUAGCAACCGCAUUGCAUUAUUUCAAAAGAUUCUACCUGAGAAACAGUGUUAUGGAUUAUCAUCCGAAAGAGAUUCUAGUCACAUGUGUUUAUUUGGCUUGUAAAGUAGAAGAAUUUAAUGUUUCGAUAUAUCAGUUUGUUGCUAACAUUAAGGGUGACAGAGAGAAGGCUAACAAUAUUAUACUUAAUAAUGAAUUGCUUCUUAUGCAACAAUUGAAUUACAACUUAACGGUACACAAUCCAUUCAGACCUGUGGAGGGAUUGAUGAUCGAUAUCAAGACAAGGUACACAUCCUUGGAAAACCCAGAAAGGCUAAGGCCAUACAUCGAUGAGUUUCUGGAAAGGGUAUUUUUGACCGAUAGUGUGUUGCUCUAUGCUCCGACCCAAGUUGCAUUAGCAGCCACACUGCAUGCAGCAUCCAGAGCAUCUGCAAGCCUGGAUAAUUAUGUGACUGAUAUUCUAUUUUCCAAGGAACACUUGGGAUGCAUAAUUGAAGCAGUAAGAAAAAUAAGGUCUAUGGCUAAAUGCGUAGAACCUCCUUCAAGGGAUGUAAUAAGGGCUUUGGAAAAAAAAUUGGAGAAAUGUAGAAAUCAGGAAAAUAAUCCUGACAGUGAUAUCUAUAAACAAAGGAUGCAAGAAAUGUUGGACGAAGAGGACCUACAGGACAAUGAAAAGUAUGCCAAAAUAAUCCAGGAUCAAGCAGCCCACGACGAGAAGACCUUAGGAGUCAGCAAAGUACUGUCUCCUUCAGCUUUGUAGUAAAUACACCCUGUGUUUCAUACAAGAAAAUAUUGUAACAAACUUUAUUGAUAUAAUUUUUAUAUCCAAUCUCAAUGUACAGUUAAUAAAUAAUUUAUUAGUUCGUUUCCUAUGUUUGUAUACAAGAAAGAAAGUACGGCACUAUUUAUUGUUACGAUUUCUCGGAGAUAAAAAUAUGUUUGUUCGGUUUUUCCUGUAAAAACGGAGAGACUGCGAUUGAAAAAAGAAACUAUAUACUGUGUAUACCGUGUCUCCUUACAAUAAAUGCGAGUACAAAAAAAUUU